Messenger RNA from Saprolegnia parasitica CBS 223.65, 1497 nucleotides. RefSeq lists its product as hypothetical. NCBI's taxonomy places the organism in Eukaryota, Oomycota, Saprolegniomycetes, Saprolegniales, Saprolegniaceae. Bases 1 to 1497 code for a protein of 498 amino acids. The transcript has a single exon. The record is from RefSeq and is a predicted model, not a curated record.
AUGGUCUUCCUACACGUCCUCCAUGUACAUGCGCUCCGAAGCAUCAUCUUUGCGUACCAAGAUGGGAUCUAUGAGGACCUGCGCCCACGCUUCCUCGAGUUCCACCACAAGGUCCGGUACAGCCUGGCGCACUACGCCGGGCGCGGCCACGACUGCUUCGUCGGCGGCCGGCUCGUGGCGUCGCCUUUCCACAAGACGCUGCUCGGGACCGUCACGGACCGCAAUCUGUGCUUGGACGAAGAGACGAUGUACGAUGCUCGCUUCCCGCUGCACCUCGCCAUUUACGAGGGCCAGCUGCAUGUGGCGACGCGUAUCCUGGCCUGUCGCCCGUCGCUCGUCUCUGCCGACGCCAUCGACUGCGCCUUUGCUUGCGGGAAGCUGCGCAUUGCUCGGUACCUCCUCGAUCAACGCAGUCGCAUGACAAAUCUCUGUCGACAGACUCCGAAGCGCUCGUUCAAGAGCAGGAGCCUGCCCAAGUACGUCGUGUACUUUGGCCGUGUCGAGCUCUUGCAGCUCUUAACGACGUACAUUGACGACCAUGGUUGGGACGAGACGGCCAUGCAAGCAGCGAUCCGACGGCGCCAUAUCGCGUGUGCUGAGUACCUCUGGGACACCUUUCCGACCACUGUCGUCUACGAGGACCUCUAUCACGACGUCGCGAUCGCAGGGCUCUUCUCGCUCGUCGUGCGCUGCGAGAAAGCCCACCUGCCUGUCUCGGCGCAUGUCCUGGCCGGCGCCGCCAGCAGCGGCCACCUUAAUAUCGUCCGGUUUCUGCACGAGCGCUGGCGUCACGGCAAUGCAGCAAGCGCGGUCCGCGCCGCCUACGCAGAGGGGCAUCGACACAUCGUGCGCUACUUGCUGACGCACCGAACCGAGUUUGCAGGUCAGCGCGGCGUCGACGCCGCCGCCAAAUAUGGUCUCUUGGACAUUGUGCAGUCACGUCUCGCUGCGGGCCAUUGUGGCAGUAGCGACGUCGCGUUCCAAGCGCUUUGCCACGGUCAUUUGAGCGUUGUCCGGUAUCUGCUGUACGUCGGGUACAGCCUCGACCUCUCGACCGUCUCGCCGCUCCUCGUGUGGUGCUGGGCCGAGUAUAAAGUCGCCCGCGCGAGCACCGUCGAGAUGUUGGCUUUUCUGCACAGCCGGUCGUUUCGGUUCAGCGCUGUGUGGGUCGAUUUUGCGGCCGCCGAAGGCUGUCUUGAGGCCAUCCGCUUCCUCCUUGAUGUCGUGCACGCACCAUGCUCGCCGCGUGCGAUCGACAGCGCAGUGUUCCACCCGCACGUGCUCUCGUACCUUCUCUCGCACACAUGUGCGCGCUGCACAACCAAAGGGUUUCUCAACGCACUGCACUGGGAGACGCCGCUGAGCGUCUUUGCGACGCUUUUGCAGCACUUUCGCGCCGAGUGCACGCUCGAGGUCUUGAGCUGCGCGCGCCUCGAGAACCGCCUCGACGUGCUCGAGCUCCUCGACCGCGACCGCGUGUUUACAAGCGCGCACUAG